This is a messenger RNA of Botrytis sinoallii, 741 nucleotides long. RefSeq lists its product as uncharacterized. Bases 1 to 741 code for a protein of 246 amino acids. The record is from RefSeq and is a predicted model, not a curated record. The transcript has a single exon. Lineage: Eukaryota; Fungi; Ascomycota; Leotiomycetes; Helotiales; Sclerotiniaceae.
AUGUCUUCCAGAUUCUGGACCUCGGAGCCCUUGACAAGCGAAGAACGCGCUCGUCGCGCCAAUCUCUCCAACGCAGAACGCCAAUCGGAAGCCCGCGCCGCCCGCGAAGCCUACGAUCAAGCUCAAUCGGAAGCCCGCAGCGAGACAUGGUAUCAAGAAUCUCCUCCCAGGAGAUCCCGAACCCAUCGAUCCAACGCGCAAGCUCCCCCGACCUCCUCCGGAAACUCGCAGUUCUUCCAAGGUAGCCCUCAACCCAAGAGCGCCAAGCAACAGAAACAAGAGCAAAAAGCCCAGAGAGCCGCCGACAAGAAGCAUCGUCAAGAAGCUCGUCGCGCAGCCGAAGAGGAAGCUCGCAAGGAGAAGAAACAUUUCGAAAGCAUGACCCAGUGGGAAUAUGCCAAGAAAUGGAGUACCUCCGAUCGGGCCGCCUACGGCAACGCAUUCGAUGACUUCUCUGCUUCGGCAACGGCAUUCAUCAAGGACCACACGCAAGAAUUUCCUCGUCUCAAGAAACAUGGUUGUGCGCGAAACAACUGUAUUCGAGGAGAGAUUCUUGGGGUUUGUCAUCACGAGGUCGAGAUGACACUUCGAGGAAGUGGAGUUUUCGAUGAGAAGAUGAUGAAGAGGGAGAGGUUGAGAUGGCAUCCGGAUAGAUGGACUGGAAAGGGAGAUUUGCAGAUCAAGGCAAACGAACUUUUCCAGCUCAUCCAAAGAAUCAUCGAUGGUGAUGUUAAAGCAUGA